AUGAAAAUUUCCGACUCCUCACCCACAGGUGAGGGGGAGUCCACGCACGUGGCAAAUCUGAAGAACUCGAAUCUCAUGUUCGAUCUCCGCGAGACGGUUCUGCAGUAUCUACGCACUCCGGAUGAAUUUUAUAUUAACAUCAUUUUAGCAUCCCUCAAGUCGGGGAUGUUUACCAUUAAGGGGGAUGUGUUUGAGCUGGCGGCAGGAAAUCCGUUUCUGAUAAAAACUUUUUUAGACUCUAGCUAUGUCGACCUGGAGGAUGAGAGGGUGAAGGUGGUGGUGCAGCUCGAGUUGGAUCAUGUUUUGAAUGGGGAACCCCAUGUGGAUGUUCUCAAGUUGGAACAAAGCGAUUACCUCCGUUGCCUGUGUAACGUUAAGAGUGCGCGCAUUUCUGAGAAACAAGUGUGUCUGAUACGCAACUCCGGCUUUGAAUUUAUUAAGCUCAUCGGUGACUUUCCGCACCUGCGGAAAGAUAUUAAACCCAUACGCUCGUGGUUUCUCCCCAUCUUUAGAAUGGCGGUGUCGAUCAAUAUAUUCACAGGCUGGUUUAGUAUGCUAAUUGCUGCUUUGUUCACUGCCUCCGUUCUGUGGACAAUAGUCUAUUGGAUAAUGUUGGACGAGCUCAAUAAAGCAUACCUUACGAUUAUUUGCUAUGUGUGUGGCUACAUCCUGAGUUUGGUUUUUACAAUGCGUAUGGAGGAGAGAAGGAUUAGGGUGUACCAAAAUUUUAUCUGGUCCUAUCCCAGCAAUCUUACAAAAAUCAUUCCCAUCAUUCCCUUGUACGAAUGUAGACUCCUCUAUGUCGCACUUCGUUAUCAACUUACGCCGAAUAAACAUCAAUACUUUGUCAUUCGCUACGAUCUGCGAAAUGGGAUGGCCAUGCAACAACUUAUCAACGGUUUACUUCACGCCCUUCCCCAGAUUACUAUACAGGCAUAUUUCAACUCAAUCAUGCGUGAUCCUUCAGGGGACGUGCCGUUCGUAAUCUCAUCUUCUUUUUGGGUAAUUCUCAGCACCGGCAUUUGCUCAUUCUUGUUAUCUAUGUUUUCUAACAUCCAGCAAGUUGUUUUAUCCCAUUCUUGUGAUAGCUUUGGCUUUGCUAUGAUGAGCACGGAAGCGGGGCGGAGGAUGUUAAACGAGAACAUGCCUACACACAUCAUGACACGUAUUUUGAUCUUUCAAAUCUUAGCAUUUAUAAUUGGGGCAAUCGUAACCAUCUUGAUUUAUUUGUGCAAUAUGCACGGCUGCUCUUACAAUACUAAGACCUUCAUUGCAUUCUAUUUUGGGAUUAUAUGGGUUGAUUUUUUCGUCUUGGCGACUGUAUACGUUUACGUUCGGUUUCACACAUGGUACGGCGUUUUUUCGUUUCCACUUAUCCUUAUGCACGUCAUCUUCAUUUUUUUCGUGUUUAUGGAGGGACGCUCAACCAAGUACAACGAAUGUCCCUUAUAUCAAGGGUAUAAGGUCCAUUGGCUUUAUCCGAUUACUGUCUUGUUCGGGUUACUUUGUUUCUUUUGUGUGUUGUGGCUGGUUAUGGUAUUUUAUGAGGUACUAACAGGUCAGCAAAUUCGACAACGUGUUCUGGACACCUACUUUUACAUGUAG
Messenger RNA from Phytomonas sp. EM1, 1605 nucleotides. Lineage: Eukaryota; Euglenozoa; Kinetoplastea; Trypanosomatida; Trypanosomatidae. The record is from the annotation of a GenBank genome assembly.